AUGGGUGCAAGAGGACACACGGUAGACGGGGAAACAAGGACUGGCCCUGAGUAUGCCUCUUUUCAAACAUCUAGCGACAUACGCUUUGAAGGAACAGUAGUCGACAUCACGGUAAAGAUUUUCCGUGGAGAUAUAACAAAGGAAAAGGUAGAUGUUGUGGUCAACACUGCAAACAAAGCACUUGAGCAUAGGGGUGGAAUCUCACGUGCUAUUUGCAAGGCUGGCGGAAAGACGAUUCAAAAGGAGUCCCAGGAAUAUGUGAAAAAGCAUGGAACGCACGGGAUACCAGUGGACGUUUGCGCCGAACAACUGAUGUUGGCAACAGUGAACUUCGCCCAGUCUCCUCCCCAAAACAACACACUUCGUGACAUCAGGUUUGUCAACAUUGACGACCAACUCAAUGCCGUAUUUGUUCGAACAUUCAGCGGCGGACUAUCAUCAAACCCCACUGAUGCUCAACCGUCUGAAUCCACCGACGACAGCGACUGUCCAAUCUGCAUGGACAAAGCUGCACAGCCGAGAAUGCUCGAUUGCUGCGGCAAUGAAUUCUGUUCUGAUUGUAUUGACCAAGCUUUUGAAAUCAAACCCGUGUGUCCUAUAUGUGGUCAUCAGUAUGGGGCUCUGAAAGGCACUCAGCCAAUAGGAGGCACGAUGGAAGUCAUGGAGAGCUCGCAAUCCCUUCCAGGUCACCCCGACUGUGGGAGAAUACAGAUUCACUACUCUGUACCCAGUGGCACACAGGAGGAAUGCCACCCAAAUCCAGGGAAACCAUACAGAGGAACAGAGCGAGACGCCUUCCUACCGGACAAUACAGGGGGACGAGAAGUUCUCCGGUUGCUGAAGAAGGCCUUUGACAAUCGCCUAGUCUUCACCGUAGGGACAUCAGUGACAACCGGCGAGACGGAUGUUGUUACUUGGAACGACAUUCACCACAAAACAAGCCCGUACGGCGGGGCAUCAAACUAUGGAUACCCAGAUCCAGGUUAUCUCCAAAGAGUUACUGAAGAGCUUGCUGCAAAAGGAAUAAGAUGA
Branchiostoma belcheri (Belcher's lancelet) is the source of this 1032-nucleotide messenger RNA. RefSeq names its product E3 ubiquitin-protein ligase DTX3L-like. The transcript is spliced from 4 exons. Gene Ontology annotation, biological process: protein ubiquitination; Notch signaling pathway. The coding region runs from base 1 to 1032 and encodes 343 amino acids. The record is from RefSeq and is a predicted model, not a curated record. NCBI's taxonomy places the organism in Eukaryota, Metazoa, Chordata, Leptocardii, Amphioxiformes, Branchiostomatidae.